Messenger RNA from Cordyceps militaris CM01, 2664 nucleotides. RefSeq names its product cutinase transcription factor 1 alpha, putative. The record is from RefSeq and is a predicted model, not a curated record. The transcript has 8 exons. Gene Ontology annotation, biological process: DNA-templated transcription; regulation of DNA-templated transcription. The coding region runs from base 1 to 2664 and encodes 887 amino acids. Lineage: Eukaryota; Fungi; Ascomycota; Sordariomycetes; Hypocreales; Cordycipitaceae. Gene Ontology annotation, molecular function: DNA-binding transcription factor activity, RNA polymerase II-specific; DNA binding; zinc ion binding.
AUGAGCUCACACUUGACGUCGCCGUCGCCGUCGGCGACCGACGCCGCGUCGUCGGCCAAAAAGGCGCGCGCGAAACAUGCCUGCACCGUUUGCAACUCGCGCCGCGUGCGCUGCGAUGUGAUGGAGGUACAACCGUGCUCAAACUGCGCCGAUGCCGGGGUCGCCUGUGAGGUGGUGCCGUCGCGGCGAGGGAGGACGCGACAGAGCCGGCACGGCGCCUCGGCGUCCGUCACCGCGGAAAGCACGGAUCCGGAGGACCAGGUUCGGCAAGAGGCCCACGCAACCCAGUCGCCGUCUCAGGCUCCGUCAACCUCCUCCGUACCUCCUCCGCCGCCGUUCGGCAACGGCGGCGGACACAGCUACCGCACGCGGAAGCAGACGGCAGCGCGCGAGAUCAGCCCCCCCACGUCGCCGACGCCGGCCUCCUCCGCCAAGGCCUCGGGCGCGCGCUUCUUUGGCGAGUCCAACUUUCUCACCAUUGUCUCCGGGGGGCGGCGCGACGACGACGACGGCACGAGCGCCAACCAGUCCGGCGGCGGUAGCGGCGGCGGUGACGGCGGCAGCGGCGGGGACCAGUCGCAGCGACGGUACACCUUCCACCUGCCGGCGAAGCGGCCGAACCCGGCGCCGGCCGAGGGCGCGGGCCUCAAGGCGUCCACGCUGCGGUACCUGCAGGACGAGGGCGUCUUCGACCUGCCGACCAACGCGCAGUGCGCGCCCGCGCUCCGGGCCUUCUUCACCUGGUUCCACCCGUGCUUCCCCGUCGUGGACGCGGCCGACAUUGCGCGGCGCUUCACGGAGAACCGCGUGCCCAAGGUGCUCAUGUACGCGAUGCUGCUCGUCGGGUCCACGUACUGCGAGGACGCCGCGAUUGCCGACAUGGGGCUGAGCGACCGCUUCCAGGCCAAGACGCUGUUUUACACGCGCGCCAAGUUGCUGUUUGACGCCGACUGGGAGAGGGACGAAAUCACCCUGAUCCAGUCCUUGUUUCUGAUGAGCUUUCAGCGAAACGGACCGGCCGACGUGCGCGACGUGCGGUAUUGGCUGGGAAACGUCAUUACCUUGUCAGAGUCUAUUGGCCUUCACCGAUCAAACGCCGACGAUGCGCAGGAGGAUCUGGUGGUCCAUCUAUCAUCGCUCGGCUUGCCCAGCCGCAUCAGAGACGAGGACUGCGACAUUGAGACGCUGACAGCGGCGGACCUCGAGGCCCCCGACGUUGACCUCGAACACCCGAUUCUCGCGCCGACCAAGCCCGAGCACAUCACCUACGCCAUCAAAAUGGUUGAAGUUUCAAGACUCAUCGGUCGCAUCAUCGACUUGCACUUUGUUCCGGGCCGCACCGGCUCCAAGGCCAAAGACGUGGAGAGCCUUGACAAUGCGCUCGAGGCGUGGAAGGACAGCCUGCCGCAAAGCAUGCGCUUCCUGUCCGACGAGACAAACACGUCGGUCUGGGCGUGCCUCUUGCACCUGGCCUACAACCACCUCCGGAUCCUCAUCCACCGAAACAGCUAUCUCCACUCCAACGACAAGACGGAGAGCAGCAUGAUUGUCACGGCCUCUGCGUGCCGCAUCAGUCGAAUCGCCGAGGACAUGUACACGCGCGGCAUACUCGGCUGUGGCCAGAUGCACAUGAUCACGAGCCUCUUCACCUCGCUGUGCAUCCACGUCAUCAGCAUCCGGCGAGACACGGGCGUCAACCGGCGGAUCGCGGAGAACCGCGCGCAAAUGUGCCUCAUCUGCCUCAAGGAGAUUCAAAAGUACUGGCGCAUCAACAACAACGUCCUCGACAUCUUCUUCCAGUACCUCGACGCCUCCAUCGCUGACCGCCUGCACGCCAAGCAGCUCUACGCCGGCAACGGCCUCUCCGCCGCCGCCGCUGCCGCCGCCGUGACCGGUACCACUACUCACCACCAGCACAGUGAGCCGGCCCCGGCGCAGACGUCGCUGCCGCCGGCGUCGUUUUCUCUGAGCGCCGCCGUGCCCUGGCAGUCGGCGCCGGUGGCGACAAUGGCGCAGUCGCAGUCGCCGCCGCCGCAACAGCAGCAGCAGCAACAGCAGCAGCACCAGCAGCAGCAGCAGCAGCAGAUGUUGCUGCAGACGCCCAUGAUGACGUUUCCGGGAGCGGCGGCCGGAAACGUCCCGGACAUCAUCUUUGACGAUCAGUAUUUUACGAAUUUGAUGAAUGGCCAUUGGGAGGCCGACGAUAAGAUUAGCGAGCUGGGCCUGUUUUUACAGGCAGAUGACAUUACGGGCGGCCGGGGAUGGAGACCAGCACAGUCCCUGCAGCUUGUCAUGCGCAACACCAUGCGGCCACGCGACAAGUACCCCGCGGCGCAGCGCGCCCUCUUGUCCAUUACCGUCGCCCACCGCUGCCGCCCAGGGGGUGAUACGACGAGGAAGACGGUCUCGGCCAGCACCGUCUCCGCAGCACAGCAGCAGCCGUUGAAAAGAACAGGGGCGGCAGGCGAGGAGGCCGAGAGCGGAAACCCGGAGCUACCCAAGUUCAGCCUCGACGGGCUAGGCAUCGGCAGGAACAUGAAGGUGUUUCUCAUCGUGGUGCUGAGCAUCUUUGGCACCAUGGAGACGUGGUUUUAUUGCAAGGCCAUCUGGCGCUGGUGGUAUGGUGCGCAAGGCCCUGCCGUCGCGGCAGAUGAUGACCAGUAA